UUAGCGGCGGCGGCGGCGGCCGCGCUGUAUUGUCAUAAAUAGGGCCGGCCCCGCGGGCUCGGGCCGCGCCGCUGGGUUGGAUGUUUCGGCCGCAGUGAGUGAGAGAGCGAUUGAGUGAGCGAGCGAGCGAGCGAACUAGUGAGCGAGUGAGUGAGAACGAGCUAGCUAGCGAGAGCGAGCGAGCCUAGGAAAACCGAGGGAGCGAACGGAGGAGGAGAAGGAAGGAGGGAAAGGGGCCGCUGAGGGGAAGAGAGAACGACUCUUGCCAGAGGUGGAGGCGCAGGAAGCGAUGAAAGAAAUGUCAGCCAGAAGUGCUGUGCUGGAGACCCAGCGUCAAAAGCAUUAUGGAAUCACAUCUCCAAUUAGUUUGGCAUCUCCCAAAGAAAUAGAUCAUAUUUAUACACAGAAGCUAAUUGAAGCCAUGAAACCAUUUGGUGUAUUUGAAGAUGAAGAGGAAUUAAAUCACAGACUUGUUGUUCUUGGCAAACUGAAUAAUCUGGUAAAAGAAUGGAUUUCAGAACUCAGUGAAAGUAAGAAUCUCCCACCUUCUGUUGUGGCUAAUGUUGGUGGUAAGAUUUUUACCUUUGGGUCUUACAGACUGGGAGUACACACAAAAGGUGCUGAUAUUGAUGCAUUGUGUGUUGCACCCAGACAUGUGGAAAGAUCUGAUUUUUUUCAGUCCUUUUUUGAGAAACUCAAGCAUCAGGAUGGAAUUAGAAACUUAAGGGCAGUAGAAGAUGCUUAUGUGCCAGUAGUCAAAUUUGAAUUUGAUGGUAUUGAGAUUGAUCUUGUGUUUGCAAGACUGGCAAUACAAACUGUAUCUGAUAAUUUAGAUCUACGAGAUGAUUCACGUUUGAGAAGCCUAGAUAUAAGGUGCAUCCGGAGCCUCAAUGGUUGCAGAGUUACUGAUGAAAUUUUGCAUUUGGUGCCAAAUAAGGAGACUUUUAGACUCACUCUUAGAGCAGUCAAACUAUGGGCAAAGAGACGCGGGAUUUAUUCCAACAUGCUAGGAUUUCUUGGUGGCGUCUCUUGGGCAAUGCUGGUUGCAAGAACUUGUCAGUUAUAUCCAAAUGCAGCAGCAUCAACUCUAGUCCACAAGUUCUUUUUAGUAUUUUCAAAGUGGGAAUGGCCAAAUCCAGUGCUUUUGAAACAACCUGAAGACAGCAAUCUGAAUUUACCUGUUUGGGAUCCUAGGGUAAAUCCAUCUGAUAGAUAUCAUCUCAUGCCCAUAAUCACCCCUGCCUAUCCACAACAAAAUUCUACUUAUAACGUAUCUACUUCAACCCGGACUGUAAUGGUAGAAGAAUUCAAACAAGGUCUUGCAGUAACAGGUGAAAUUCUUCAAGGAAAAUCAGACUGGUCCAAACUUCUUGAACCACCAAAUUUUUUUCAGAAAUACAGACAUUAUAUAGUAUUGACUGCCAGUGCAUCCACAGAAGAGAACCAUUUAGAAUGGGUUGGCUUAGUUGAAUCUAAAAUUCGUGUACUUGUCGGAAAUUUGGAGCGGAAUGAAUUUAUUACUCUUGCCCACGUUAAUCCGCAGUCAUUCCCAGGGAACAAGGAACAUUAUAAAGAGAGUGACUAUGUAUCUAUGUGGUUUCUUGGAAUAAUUUUCCGGCGAGUUGAAAAUGCAGAAAGUGUUAACAUAGAUUUAACAUAUGAUAUUCAAUCAUUUACUGAUACAGUAUAUAGGCAAGCAAACAACAUAAACAUGCUAAAAGAAGGAAUGAAGAUUGAAGCAACUCAUGUAAAGAAAAAGCAACUUCAUCAUUAUCUUCCUGCAGAAAUUUUGCAAAAAAAAAAGAAGCAAAGCCUUCAAGAUAUCAAUCGAAGUGCUAGUGGACUUCAGUCAAAGAGAUCAUCCCUGGAUGGAAAUUGCUUGGAUAGUUCCAGAGACACUGAUAAUGGAACACCUUUUAAUUCCCCUGUGUUAUUAAACAAGCAUCCCAAGCCUGAGAGUCCUCCUGUGGUAGAAAUGGAAAGCAGCUGUGCUGAACCUGAUGAAACAGCACCUGCCAGCAUUGCAGAAAAGCCUUUGGAUGUUGUUCCUUCACCUCCAAUUCAAGGAUUGUCUAUCCCAGUUAUUGGUUCAAAAAUUGAUUCAACAAUGAAAGCCAUAUCACCUCCAACUAUCUGUACUAUUCCUACUGUAGUAGGAAGAAAUGUCAUUCCUCGUAUAAUAACAUCUCAUAAUCUAGUCCAAGGACAGCAGCACCAAAAUGGAAUGUUAAGUGUAACAUCUAAAAGUGCUAUAUCCAAGAGAUCUCAUUCGCCUUCUUUAGAUGGAUCUCCUAAAAGGUUGAAAGACAUAGAAAAGUUUAUUGGACUUGAUUCAGCUUUCAGAGAAUCUUGUACCCCUAAAGAUGGAAAGAGAAAACCAAUAGAUAAUCUUGGAGGAGAAUCUAUGCCUAUUCCAACUAUUGACACAUCUAGACUACAGAGACUUCCCAGUAAAGAACUACCAGAUUCAUCAUCUCCUGUUCCAACAAAUAACAUCCGCGUCAUUAAAAAUUCCAUCCGUCUAACCCUUAACCGGUAAAAGGCAAUGUGCCUCAUCACAUAAAAGAAAAUAUGCAAUGGUUUAGUGGCUCACAAGCAGCUACUCUCUUUUUUUAUUGCAGUUGCUGUCCCACAUAAAAUACGGUGAGAGUUAACAGUCAUCAGCCUGGAAACCCUGAUCUGGUUUUGAAUUUUUAUGUCUUCACUUUGACCUGCAGAUGGUUCCUGUUACUGUAUGUAACUUUUCCAGAAUCACCUGCUGUCAGACUGUCUACUAUAUUAUGGCUUUAAGUUUAGGGGUUUUAUUGCCUUAACUUUAGAUGCUUGCUUCCUCUGUUAUGGGGGACCCAUCCUCACCCUUGUGGACUACCAUAGAACAGUCCUGAUUUUUUCCCCCUCCUCCAGUCUUGUGUUAUAAUCAUUGUCUGAAACUGAAAAGUUAAAAACAAAAAAAAAAUUGUCCUAUAAUUGUAAUCUACUAUAUGUCAACAUAUUUACUUUAGUCAGUGAAGCCCUGUUGUGAAAUGUCAGAUACAUGAAUUUGAGGUAUCAUUUCUGCUUUUCCAAUUUGUGUAGAUAUACUUGUCUGUUCAUCUAUUGUUGAUUUAAAUUAUUUUUCCCACAGGUUGGCACAUAGAAUAUUUAAACUAAAUUUUUGUGUGCAUUUCUGUCAAAAUGGUGCUUGGUUACUAGAGAGUAUUAGUCUAGUGAUUAAUGGCAAGCACGAAGCACCAUGUAUUCUUUCUAACUUGCCUCCCAUGGAGGUCUGUGAAAUGCAUCUUUACUAAAAAUCAAAACAUAACCAGGAUAACUGAAAGUCAGUGUAUGAAUGGUAGAAUUAUUAUAUACCAUAUCCCAUGUCAUCCUUGGUAUUUAUCUCAUGUUUUUGCAAGCUUUUGUAGAACCACAAAACAUUCCAGUACCAAUGAAAAUUAAUACCAUAAUAUAAGAGAUUACAUCUUCAUGGUGUGGAAUUAACUGGGCAUGACAACUCUACACCAUCAUUUUACACCACAACCUUAAAAAGUGUUUUUUUUUUUCCCCACCCUUCCCCCCCACUGACAGGCAUGCAGAAACAAGCAGUAGGUUUUAUUGAAAUCUAAAAGGCAUUUUUGAAUGACCAUUACAACUGACCAUUAAUUGGCUCAGGGCCUUUGUAAUCUUCAUUUAACAAAUACAUAUGUUGUCUUUUUUUUUACACUGCUUUUUUCAGUGCAUUUCUUAGUAAUUUUUUAAGUUUCAUGAAAGCAUGCAGUUUAUUAAAAAAAAAAAAAAAAACCAUAACCAUGUAAUUCCUCUUGUAAUAUGUUUGAUUCAAUGUUUUGUAAAUGAAGUCGUAUGUAUUUUCAGAGUAUUUUUGUAUGUACUGUAAGAUACCAUCUUUUCAAAGAGAAAACUUUAAAACCUUUACUGUCUCGCUUUAAUUUUUUACAUGGAUUAUGCUAAAAAACAAAAAAAGAACUUUUAGGAAUGGAAGAAGCACGUUUAAAAGUAGUGCACAUUACGUCAUCUACAUUGUUUAUAUAUUUCUCUAUAUGUAUAUCUAUAUACAUAUAUAGAUAUUUAGGUAUGUGUAUCUAUAUAUUUAUAUGCAUAUAUAUAUAUAUUAUCAUCUUCAGCUGUCUUCUUACUUAACAUUCAUUGAGGAUAGUAGACAAAAAGCAAACUGGUACUUUCACUUUUCCAAAUUUCGAUUCAAAUGGGAAAAAAUUUCUUUGGUUGGCAUGUAUAUUUUAUUGAAUAGAAAUUGUGGGUAUAUGUGUAGUAGAUUAGGUAACAGUAACUAAUAACCUUUUUGCAAACUUCGGCCCUUAAGUUGAAAGAUUUUGGCAGUUCAAUUCAGUUCAGUAUUCAGCUAUAUUCCAAACCUGUUAACAUUUUUUUGUUUUUUAAUGAAUUUUUCUCCCCUCAUAUUCAUGAUCUGGAAAAAUGGAAAUUUAUAGUGUCUGAUUUGUGAAAAGGGAAAUAUUAAAGCUUUCUAAGAGAAAGGACAAAAGAAAGAAGAAAAAUGAUUAUUAAUCCUUAAUUUUUUAAAUACUAACAACCCAUUUAGUAUUUUCCUUAGAAACUUAACGGUGUACUUUCAUCUUUGCCUUUAUCUUAAAACACUUAAAUGGACACUACAUUCCUUGUUAGUGUCUAUUUCCCUUUGAAUAAGAUUGCCUGGAUAAUUCCUGUCUUUUAAUAUUUGGCAGUUAUCCAAUUCCUUAACUUUUAAAGACUACUAUUGGAUUUGAUGAAUUAUUUCUGAUGUAGAGCACUGUAUUUUAAUUUUUUUUUAAAUAGUCGUUUCCAACCCAUUCAAAUAUGGAAUUUUUCCUUUAUGUACUAAGAAAGUUUUUACCCUACUUCAUUUCCACUAAGCUUGAAAUCAGUCCCUGUUUCUCUCUUUUUGUGUUGGAUGCCCAAUCAGCAUUUGUCAAAGAGAAUAUGAAGUUAUAUAAGCAUCACUGGAUUCAUAUAGCAUCUAGAGUUCACUUCAGAUUUCAGCUUUAAAUACAGUAUUCUUAAACUCUUAUGGUAAUCUUGUGGUAAGCCUAAUAUUUUGUUCCAUAAGAUUAAAGGGUAAGCCACAUCAGAUGCGCUCCAAAACUGAGUUAGGCAAAAGCUAAAUGUUUUCUACCCUAAACAAGAGGUAGAACUUUUAAGAUUGAUUAUAUUUCUUGUGCUUAUGGAGAGGAAAGGGAAGAAUGUAAGACUUGCAAAUCUGUGCAAAGACACUAAGCUUUAGUUUGAGUUACAUAAGACAAUUGCACAGAGAUAAAUUCAGUCAGAAAACAUUCUUGAAUUGAGAACUUUAUUUUUUCAAAGGCAUUAAAUUCUGCUUGGUUUCUAGUGACUAGCUACUGGGAAAAUAGUGCUUAACAAACUAUCAACUAAAGUUUUAAAACUACAAGAAUUCCCCAUUUAACAAGAUAUAUAUAUAUAUAUGUGUUUGUGCAUGUGUGUGUGUGUAUAUACACACACACACACACACACACACACACAUAUAUCUUGUAAUUCUCUUUACAGUGGGGCUAAUCAAGGGAGAAGGAAUUGGGUAAAGGAAUUAAGUAUUUUGGUGCUUGCUUCCUACAAAGAGAUUAACUUUAUUUUAAAUCAAAAGAACUUACAGCAAUGGCAUUAAGGCAUUGCUUGCUAAAUUGACACAUAAAUUUACAACAUGGACUGAAUUUGUUUUCCCCACUAUGUUUUAAAGGAGCAAGUGUUUUAAAAAUAGUCAUAAAACAUGGAGUAUUUUACAUUUGAUCAGUAUUCCCCCUCUUUUGGAUGGGGUGUGCCUGGGAUAAGUAGUAAUACUAUGUAGUAUGACUUAACAAGAGAGGGGAGAGGUAGAUGGACUAAUAAACUUUACUCCUUUUUCUUAUUCCAGGAAAAAGAAAGAAUUCUUAAACAGUCUUGGGCUAAGCUUUGCUUUUAGCAAGGUACAUUAAAUUACAAAUAGGCGCAUCUCAUUACAAAUAGCUAACAUGAGAACCAAGUUCUUAGACUGACACUUGGGAAGUUUUCAAGCCAGUUGAAGUAGGACAUUGAAGAGGUUAGAAUUAAAUUCUGACAUUUGGGCCAGAAACAAAGAAAUUUGUUUUGAAAGUGUUAAUAUUCUUUUACUAGUUUGCCUUAUAUAAGUGGCAUUAAUGUCUAUGUCAUCUAAUUGAAUGAUAAGCCUUUACUAUAAAGAAGAUUAAAUUCAGAAUGGUUCCAGAUAAUAGAGAAGCACUUACUGGACCUUUCUAAAUAAUAUUUACUUAAGCUCUAAGGUUGCUGGUAGUGGUUGUAGUUAAGGGAUAGUCAUUGAUAGAAAAAUGAAAGUUCAGUCUACAUUUGUCUUCAGGGUAAAUCUAAACCCAUAACUUCCUCUUUGCAUUUUCCUUUUAAAGCCUGUGUUAAAUAUAAGAUCCUACCCAGUAUUCACAUUUUUUUUUUUAAACUAUUUUUCUGAUCUUUUUAAGGCAGUAUUAUUUCCCAGAAUUGUCAGGGUUGCAGCAAAAGACAGCCUUGUUGUUUUGUAAAGCACUUUAAAUAUCUUUGAGAAAAAUGGUGCUGUGAACGUUAUUAUCAUGUGAAUUAGUACAGCUGCUUUUCUUUUCUAGAUGGAUGUUGGUGUAAUUCUCAACUUUUCUGCCUUUGGGAUUGUCUUUAUUUCUUGGUUGUACACAUGGACCUAAUUAUGUGUCGAAUAAACUAAUCAAAUAAACUUGCUUCAGCAGCUCCGUUAA
Molecule: messenger RNA, 6716 nt
Organism: Sarcophilus harrisii (Tasmanian devil)
Lineage: Eukaryota; Metazoa; Chordata; Mammalia; Dasyuromorphia; Dasyuridae
Gene: PAPOLG
Product: poly(A) polymerase gamma
Exons: 22
Coding region: 290-2539 (749 amino acids)
Cellular component (GO): nucleus
Molecular function (GO): poly(A) RNA polymerase activity; RNA binding
Source: RefSeq, a predicted model, not a curated record